AUGUCGUCUCUGCAAGAACAGAUUGCUUCAAGGAAACGAAGACUAGAGUCUCUUAAAGGGAAGCAUUCAGACUCAGACGUCCAGCAGCCCCACCCCCCCAAUGAACCACACGGAGAAGAGGAUACGCCCGUGUCCAAAAAGCCAAAAGAGCUUGAGGAAAAGGUCAUCGAAAGUCCAGUUAAACAGGACAAUGACAUGGAUCCGCCUUCUCAAAAUUUUCCGGAUCCAAGAUCCCCUACGGAUGAGAGUCAGGAAGAAGGUGUGGACACCGAUUCCGGCACUGACGACGAACAAACCAGCAAGCUCACGCCUACGAGUGACUUGAAAGAGAAGCUGCGCCCCCAACUUGAUGAGUUAGAGAAGCGCACGCAGGAAGCGAUCAAAAGGUUAGUACGACAAAGGCUCCUCACUCAACCUGACGCCGAUUGA
This is a messenger RNA of Lachancea thermotolerans CBS 6340, 429 nucleotides long. It is a transcript of the gene NTC20, whose product is annotated as Ntc20p. The coding region runs from base 1 to 429 and encodes 142 amino acids. The record is from RefSeq and is a predicted model, not a curated record. Lineage: Eukaryota; Fungi; Ascomycota; Saccharomycetes; Saccharomycetales; Saccharomycetaceae. The transcript has a single exon.